Paramecium octaurelia is the source of this 432-nucleotide messenger RNA. The record is from the annotation of a GenBank genome assembly. Lineage: Eukaryota; Ciliophora; Oligohymenophorea; Peniculida; Parameciidae.
UAAAGAAGCAUUUUAAGAAAAAAUUGGAAUUCUUGGACCAAUUGGCAAGAAUUACUUUAUUUUAAUAUUAGAUUUUUCUAGGCUAGUCAAUAGUAAUAUUUAUUGCCACGCUUCUUUAAAUUUCUCAAAGUAUUGAAGAAUGACUAUGAUGGUUAAAUUUGUCCCAGUACUCGAGUUCAUACCUAACUACUAUUUUUAACUUGCUGAUAGAACAUAAUAAACCUUAAAAAAUUUUGGAAUAGUUUAAAAGUUUUAUCAAAAGAGACUAAUUUGCCAUCUUCUUAUUUCUAAAGUUAUCCAUAAAUAUUUUGUAUUUUAGCAUGAUGAAAAGAAUUGUAUUGAACAAUUAACUUGAAAAAUGAAAGAAGAAGCUGUUCCCUGAAAUAAUUUGCGACUCAAAUAUAAAUGGCCCUAAAUUCUCAUAUAUAAAAU